This is a messenger RNA of Dermacentor andersoni, 1321 nucleotides long. The record is from RefSeq and is a predicted model, not a curated record. NCBI's taxonomy places the organism in Eukaryota, Metazoa, Arthropoda, Arachnida, Ixodida, Ixodidae.
CACGACAGACAAGAUUGUCCGAUCGCUUUCAGAUAAACUGCUUGCCUACUUGCAGCACGGGCACGCUGCUUGGUCAGUGAGCACGCUUAUCACGGCCAAACGUAAGCGACGUGGGUAACGCGUUGAAGAACAAACGCUCGGAGCAUAACAGCUAGCCUAACUGCGGCGGAAGCGUAGGUUUUGAAGAUGAUAGGCGACGAUUUUGGCGCUUCUACAAGUUCGGCAGCGGCAGACGAACUUCACCGGGGGAUAUGUCUCGCCGCCGUUGGGGAACCUGCCGCGGUCUUAACCAUGUACGACGCACUCUCGGUUUGGACUGACGGCUGUUCCGGAUACGACGUGCUCUGCGAGAUUGGCAGUUUCUCCGUGGACGGAGUAAGCGGCGCAUAUGUCGACGGUGCCAGUCAAAAAAGGUACCUACGGCUUCCUAUCUCGCGGUGUCCUGGUUGGGAUCUGAACACCGCAAAUGAAGAUGCAGUUCUCAGAAAUAGGCUAUCCUCGCUACCAUCACCUGGGCUACUCCACUGGGUUAUUUUCAACAAAGACAAAGUGGCGGCUCGAUCAUCGAGGGAGGACAUACCUUCGUCGGUGCAAGGAAUGCACAGCCCACGCACGGAUUUCGUCUGUGGCCGACACGUCUUGGCAAAGGUUCUGUGCACGCCGUUUGAGGAAAAAAUGGGCUGGCGGCUCGUGGCGUCUCGGCACCGAGGCAUCGUGUACAUCCAUCCAAUUCGUCCGAAUACAGAAGUGAAGCAGCCUCUCAACGACCGCCCCAACUGGAAACCGGAUCGCAUGCGUGACUAUGCCAUCAGGUUCUGUCGCCUCAUGACCACAAGUGAGUGCGGAGCAUCCGAAGAAAUAACGAGCUUGUCCUUGCGCCUUCUUUUGCAGGGAUUUUUAAGAUUUUCACCCCAUGGUAGAGCAGCAAAUUAAAUCUGCGACGAUACCAUCCUAGCCGUAGAAAAACCGUGGCAUGCAGCGAACACAUACUGGAUAUAUUUUGAGUGUUCAUCUUCAAAGCUAUUGCGCUGCCCUUAUUACGUCAAAAAAAAAAAAAGACCGUGCACCUCACUAACACCGACAACGAAUCCCAUCGUGCCGCCAUUGUGGGAGCGAGCGGGGACACUUGCCCACAACAUUUUGGGAAUGCAGAAAGGAUUAUCCGCGGCAUGUUGCACCCGGUGGCCUAGAAAGCACGUGCAAGGACUCCGCCACUCGGAUUACGCUUGCGCCGCAAAACCUUGCUUAAGUUACUAAUGCUGCGUAGAAGCAGUGGUUUGCGUGCACCGUCACGCCAUGAUCAAAUGCCGGUGUAGGUGCA